AUGAUGCUGCUGUCUAUGUUGCUGAUGUUGUUGUUGUUGUUGUUGUGGCUGCUGUUGGUGAUGAUGAUGCGAGCUCGAUGGCACGACAACCGGAGGCGGAAUCUGCCGGACGAGCGAUGCGAAUAUCGUUAUCGCAUGCACACGAGCAUCCGCGACGAGCUACGACGGUGGCAGCUACGGCUGCGGCGGCUGGUACGGUGGUCAGAUGCUGUCGCGUGCAUGUGUGCAGCUACACUAGAGGGCCCACGUACGCCCGGUCGGCCGCCUACCGGCCACGGGGAACGCGGACGGGUACGCGGACCGUAGAACUCGAAGUGGGGGUGUUCGUUGUGGAACGACUGAGAUAGCACUAUACGCGCAGCUUAUCGCGACCGCGAAGGAUCGACAAGGAAAACGGUACGGAACGGAAAGCGGCGGACGAACGCCUGGACGCUUCCGCUGGAGGGGGAUAAAGCGUCGGUGGGGAACGGAGCCCCAAUCGCGAAGGAACGCGGAUCGCGCGCGGCUCCGCCCGGCCAGGAAAGGCGAGUUCUCUGGUCGCGAGCGCGAGCGCGCCUUUUUACCUCGCGUGUACCGGCUACUAACCGCUGCGACCGAACCACCGACCGAGGGAGAGAAGGUGGAUAA
Messenger RNA from Hylaeus anthracinus, 627 nucleotides. RefSeq lists its product as uncharacterized. The record is from RefSeq and is a predicted model, not a curated record. NCBI's taxonomy places the organism in Eukaryota, Metazoa, Arthropoda, Insecta, Hymenoptera, Colletidae.